Messenger RNA from Mytilus californianus (California mussel), 3811 nucleotides. RefSeq names its product 1-deoxyxylulose-5-phosphate synthase YajO-like. The record is from RefSeq and is a predicted model, not a curated record. The transcript is spliced from 9 exons. The coding region runs from base 2292 to 3323 and encodes 343 amino acids. Lineage: Eukaryota; Metazoa; Mollusca; Bivalvia; Mytilida; Mytilidae.
AUAUCGGCAUAAAGGGACAACCCGUGGUAAAAUCACGAUAUAUUCAAGCCCCCAUGAAUUAUUUCGAUUCUAAUAGGACAAAUACGGCAAUUGUUUUGGAUCGAAGCGCUCUAGAUGAACGCAUUAUUUGCCGUUCCCAUAAAUAAACGCACUAUUAAAUUGACGUAAAAGACCGGAGCAAACUGAAUAAAUGACAUGCUUAAACUAUUUACAAUAACAUGUUUAGAUAGGUUUGGAUGAAUCUAAAUGAUAAUUGUACUUAUAUGUCUUAUAUGUAUACAAAAAUGGCUUAUAUAACACAUUUUUGCAUCGUUUAUUUACGUUUCCUUGUUGUGAUGAUUUUCGGUUUCACAAGCGUGUAUUUUCCCGUAAAAUGCUUAUAUUCUUACGUCAUCGUUCUAUGACGUCGGGUAGCUCAUUCAUAAAAAACCAUGACGCGGGAGUACGAUUGGAACAGCCCAAACAAUAUAUCCAUAUUUUACCACGGGUGUGUACUCAAAGCGUUUGAAGAACGUCAUGUUAGAAUCGACGUUAUAAUAUCGGUUAUCAGAUGAUCCCGCGAUUCAAAAACGGGCACCAUGCCUUUCCAAAAGAAGGAAGAGAGAGAACGGAGGGAUAAUGUUUCCAAAUUAAUGUCUCAAUUUCAUGUAGACAGGAACAAGAUUAGAAAAGAGAAAGAAAUUGAGAAUUGUGGCCUGUUUUUAUCUUCAUCACCGUAUAUUUCAUGGCAGGAUGGGAGACGAAUCGUUGAACUAAAUGUGCUGGCAAUUGCGUUACGGUCCUGUACAAUGUGUUCUAUCCCCUACAUUUGCAUAAUACAGAAUCAGAAAAAAGACAAGGACUUGGAAGUUACCUCAGCGUUCGUUGUGCAGAAUGUAACUUAUUAAAUACAAUCCAGACAAAUAAGACACAUGUUAACGGUUCUAAAGGCCCUGGAGUGUUUGGCAUUAAUACAAAAACCGCAAUUGGUAAGUUUCAAUGAUAUAAGCACAUUUUGCGACACUCCAAGAUGUUCUGUGUUUAAUGUAAGAAUAUAUCAUACAAGUUUUAGACCAAUAUUACUUUUAUAUGCCUCUGAGCUGUCACAGAAAUACUCAACAAUCUCCUGCAUCUUUCAAAGCUUUCUUUCUACAAUACUUUAUGUGUCAUGCUGACCGUAAGUCUGUCUGGCAGGGUUCAUCUGAACCUGACCUCAUUUUCAUGGUUCAUUGGUCAAUAUAAAGUUUUCACUGUUUGUUCGGUUUCUUCUAUGACGGUGUGGAAGGGGUUUUACAGAAUAGAGAAUAAUGGGCUAAAAUAUAAAGAAUAGAGAAAAAUGGACCAAAAUAAAUUAGAAAAGAUAAUAAGGAGGUGCUUAAAUAUAAAGAAUAGAGAAUAAUGGGCCAAAAGUAUUAAGAAUAGAGAAAAAUUGCCUACAAAUAAUAAAAAAAAAUACAGAAAUAAGGAUCCCCCAUCCCUACCCUCUUUUGUACGCAAUAGUUCAACUGUAUUUGGUGUAUGGAAUGAUUGUAAGGUGUACACGUAUUUCUGGCUUGGUUUAUCUGACCUUGACCUCAUUUUCUUGCAUCAGAUUAACAUUAUGUGAUACUUGUAGUAAAACUUUAUAUUAAGGACUAUCAACAUAAAAUAAAUGGUCAGUAAAGCAAACGAGACAUUUUAGCGUGUGCACUCUUGUUAAUUUGUUAGAGGUGAAUGAGACAAUUAUUUAUGUUAUAAACAGUGACUUAUCUGUUCGAACCUUUUAUUUUCGGGUAUGAAUAAGUGUUCAUAUAAAUUUUCGGACUAACAGAUUCUGGAUUAGGAGCGCGACAAUUCAAUAAAUUAGUUACUACAAUGGGAAUACCUGGGAUAACUGCAAAGACAAUCAAGCAAAGAUAAAGAGAGAUAAAGAUUCCAAUUUAUGAUGUUGCCAAGGAUUCAUGUUUAAGAGUAUUUAAGAGGAGAUAGAAUGUAUGAGUAAGAGCAUCCCGCAAGAAGAGUCAGCCACACCAGAAGGUCUAAAGGCUAAGUAUGAUAUGUGCUGGCAAAAAUGAGGAUCCGGGAGAUCUUAUAAUAGUCCGUCAGGGAUUGACUCCAUCUUGGGGCAACACACAGGCAAAGUUAUUAGGUUUAAAGUUUGCAGCACUCUUUGUAGAAUAUGUGAUACUGCAUCAACGUAAUGAAAGGAACCCAAACCGCAUGAUUGUCCACGUAAUUGGGAAAAAAGUGUAAAGGCAACGGAGGCUGACACGGCUGUGCGACUUUUGAAAAUACUAGAAGAAACCACUGGAAUACAAGUUGAUACUCUAAUUAUGGACGAUGACGCAUCUCCGCUUUCAAAGAUUUUUUCAUGCCCAACACAGGCAGACGAAGAAAAGGCUCAUGGUAUAAUGGACCGUUUUGUGGAGCUUGGUGGCAACUUCAUCGACACAGCAAAUAUGUAUUGUAGAGGACAAUCGGAACACAUUGUAGGAACAUGGCUUAAAAAGAAGUCCAGAGACAACGUCGUUGUGGCGACGAAAUGUCGUUUCCCUAUGUCGACGGAACCAAACGACAAGGGACUUAGUAGACGACACAUUAUCAAAUGUUGUGAAGACAGUCUUGAACGUUUGCAGACAAACUAUAUUGAUCUUUAUCAGACACAUAUUUGGGACGAUGCUACACCAAUUGAAGAAACGCUCAGGACUCUUGAUGAUCUGGUCAGGUGUGGAAAGAUUCGAUAUAUUGGGGUUUCAAAUUUGCUGGGAUGGCAAACACAGAAAGUUGUUGAUUAUACCAAGUUUAUGGGAUUGACAGGUUUUAUUAGCAUGCAGCAACAAUACAACUUGUUAGUUCGACAUCCUGAAUUGGAAGAAUUCCAAGUCUGUAAGACUGAAGGACUGGGUGUUUUACCAUGGAGCCCUUUAAGCAGUGGUAUGCUCACUGGAAAAUACAAACGAGAUGAAAAGAUGGAUCCAAAGAGUGGUCGUUUAGCGCAUGAUUUGGAAAAGAAUUCCAAGGCUUCAUUUUGGACGGAAUUCGCUAAGGACACUUACUGGGAUAUCAUGGCAGUUGUAGCAAAAGUAGCAAAGACAAACGGUAAAACAGCGGCACAGGUAGCGUUGAGGUGGCUGUUACAGAAAGACGUCGUGUCAUCUAUAAUAAUCGGGGCAACAUCAAUUAAACAGUUAGAUGAAAAUAUGUCUGUAGCAACUGGCUGGAGCAUUUCUAAAGAAGAUAUGGAGACAUUAGAUGAAGUUUCAAAACCAGAAAGUGCAAGCAGUUACCCGUAUCAAAUGUCGAGGCUUGGAAAUACAUUACGUGUAAACAGAUUUAAUCCAAAACCAGUCGUUGCAAAUAUCUAAUAAAACUGGGGUGUUGCUAUUAUAAGAAGCGUUAAGAUUCAUGUGAUCGUAGUUUCUAGAUGUGUAUGGAACGCCGUAACUGUCUUAUAAUGUAGAUAUUUGAUGUAUUUUGUCGCUUUGUCUUUACGUCCUGUCAUUUCGUCUUUAUGUAAUGUGUAAGUGCCUUUAUUUCCUAACACUGCAUCUCUAUGUUACGUCAAAUUACUUAUUUGUUUUGUCAAACAAUUGUAUGAAAUGUCAUUGCUAUUCUUUGUUAUGUGCAAUAUGCAUUACAUUAUGUUGUUACUGCUGUAUAUUCUGUAAAUACCUCUAAACUGUAUGAUCAACCUACUCUACGUUCUUUCACAUUUCCUCAUCUUUCUUACAGUAUGUCAGUUAAUAAUUGCGUCCUGUCUCAAAUGGGAUUGUUGUGUUGAAUAUUCUAAACGCUUUGUCUUAAUACAUCUUUGUUCUAUAAAAACUCAUGAUAUUAUAUUAUAAUGGCUUUA